This is a messenger RNA of Lodderomyces parapsilosis, 306 nucleotides long. RefSeq lists its product as uncharacterized. NCBI's taxonomy places the organism in Eukaryota, Fungi, Ascomycota, Pichiomycetes, Serinales, Debaryomycetaceae. The transcript has a single exon. The record is from RefSeq and is a predicted model, not a curated record. Bases 1 to 306 code for a protein of 101 amino acids.
AUGGCUCUUAGACUUAAUAAAAGGAGAUUUGAACUACGAAAUUUGAAACCUACGUUAAUUACCUGUGUCGCGGUUGUUGGCGCUGGAGUUUUGAUUGUUAAUACAUUUCCCCAUUUGAAAACAACAAUACGUCAAUAUCUACAUGGUGGGGGUGGUGCUGACGAAGAAGAAUCUGAUGGUGAGAGUAGUUUAGAGGGUAAUGAUAAUGAUGAUACCUUGUCAAGUGAAACGGUGGUUAUUGAGAGUAUACAUCGAGACCCCAAUAAUGAGAAUAGGACAAUCGAUAGUUUUCAAGUUGUGCACUGA